UUCCCUCAGCACACAGCUCCUGAAAGCCACCAGGCUUGUAAAAGGAGAACAGAGAGGCUAUUGGGAUACAAAUUACUGCUCUCUUAGGAUUUGCCUGACCAGCCAACUUAAGUUGUGAUUACUGAGCAGUAAAACCAAGAGGAAACCAUGACAGAUGACCAAGACCUUUCUGAGGUGGAGAUGAGUCCUGUGGGUUCCGAAGAUCCCCAUUGCCUCUCACCUGGACCUUCCAUGGCAUCAGACACCAGCUCUCACCUUAGCAACCCCAGCAGCAGUGAGAUAGGGAAAGUGAAGAAGGAACAGCAGGACUCCGAAGCGGAUGACGAUAAGUUCCCUGUCUGCAUACGGGAGGCAGUGAGCCAGGUACUGAGUGGCUACGACUGGACCUUGGUGCCCAUGCCUGUGCGGGUCAAUGGAAGCAGCAAGAGCAAGCCCCAUGUCAAGCGGCCUAUGAAUGCCUUCAUGGUAUGGGCACAAGCGGCCCGGAGGAAGCUGGCAGACCAGUAUCCUCAUCUCCACAAUGCAGAGCUUAGUAAGACACUUGGGAAGCUCUGGAGAUUGUUGAAUGAAAGUGACAAGCGACCCUUCAUCGAAGAAGCAGAAAGGCUGCGGAUGCAGCACAAGAAGGACCACCCCGAUUACAAGUACCAGCCACGUCGGCGGAAAAAUGGCAAAGCUGCCCAGGGUGAAACUGAUGGCCAAGCUGAUGGAGAAGCGGGUGGAGCAGCUGCCAUCCAGGCUCACUAUAAGAAUGCCCACUUGGACCACAGGCAUUCUGGGGAAGGAUCCCCCCUGUCUGACGGGCACCCCGAACACUCCUCAGGUCAGAGCCAUGGACCCCCCACGCCACCAACCACUCCAAAGACAGAAUUGCAGGCGGGUAAGGCUGACUCCAAGCGGGAGGGGCGUUCCCUUGGGGAAGGAGGAAAGCCACACAUCGACUUUGGCAAUGUGGAUAUUGGGGAGAUCAGCCAUGAAGUGAUGUCCAACAUGGAGCCCUUCGAUGUCAACGAGUUUGACCAGUACUUGCCACCAAAUGGACAUGCUGCUCACCCAGGCCACGUUGGGGGUUAUGCCGCAGCUGCUGGCUAUGGCCUUGGGAGUGCCCUGGCUGCAGCCAGUGGACACUCCGCCUGGAUCUCCAAACAGCAUGGCGUCUCCUUGUCUGCUGCCACAUCAUCGGUGGUAGACUCCAAGGCGCAAGUGAAAACAGAGAGCUCUGCUCCAGCGGGCCAUUAUGCUGAUCAGCCCUCCACUUCCCAGAUAGCAUACACCUCCCUCAGUCUGCCCCAUUAUGGCUCAGCUUUUCCCUCUAUAUCCAGGCCUCAGUUCGACUACCCUGACCACCAGCCCUCAGGACCCUACUACAGCCACUCCAGUCAGGCUUCUGGCCUCUACUCGGCCUUCUCAUAUAUGGGGCCCUCCCAACGUCCCCUAUACACUGCCAUCUCUGACGCGGCACCCUCAGUGCCACAAUCUCAUAGUCCCACACACUGGGAGCAGCCUGUGUAUACGACCCUUUCAAGACCCUAGGGAAUGGGGAGCAGUGACCGAAGCAGCAGCGGAAAGGCUCCGAAGAAUCAGCCCCAGAAGACGAGCCUCCGAGUUCAGAGGUCAUUUGGUGCAAUCCAGACGCCAGAACCCACAGAAAAUCCGGGCGUGUCUAUCAUGACCACAGUUAUCGAUGGCUCACCUGGCUGGAGGAAGGUUCCCACCCAUCCCUCAUACUCCCAGUCCCUGAUUGGCUUCCAAGAUCCCGUAGGCCUUCUAGAUGAGGGCGAUUCUAGGCAUGGAGCAACUAGUCAUGGUGGGUUUUUGUUGGGCAGAUCGAGGGUUUAUAAGAAUAAUAAUUAUAGUAAUAACAAUAAUAACAAUAAUGAUAACAACACAAUUGAACGAUUAUCCCCUCCCUUCUAUUUCC
Molecule: messenger RNA, 1921 nt
Organism: Varanus komodoensis (Komodo dragon)
Lineage: Eukaryota; Metazoa; Chordata; Lepidosauria; Squamata; Varanidae
Gene: SOX10
Product: SRY-box transcription factor 10
Exons: 4
Coding region: 148-1533 (461 amino acids)
Biological process (GO): morphogenesis of an epithelium; peripheral nervous system development; enteric nervous system development
Cellular component (GO): nucleus
Molecular function (GO): DNA-binding transcription factor activity, RNA polymerase II-specific; RNA polymerase II cis-regulatory region sequence-specific DNA binding
Source: RefSeq, a predicted model, not a curated record